AUUCGUGCAAUGUUGACAUCAAGAUUUGGGAAGGAGUUUGCUGCUCGUGCUAUUGAGUUAAGAAAUAACUGUGGUGUUGAUCCUCAGUUGAUACAAAAGCUUUCCACAAGGAUGCCAAGCUUGGAAAGCAGAACGAAGGUACUCAAAGAUAUUGCUUCUGAGAACAACAUUAUUCUACUGAUUGAAGAAGUUUCUUCUGUUACAAUUGAGAGAGAGCCUGAUGUGAUCAAAUGCAGGAACAAGUCAAUGUUGUAAAACAAAAUCAGCAGGAGACUAGGCUAAAAGAAGAAGAGAACCUCCACAAUUUGCCUAGUAAAGAAAAAGAUGGGGAGUCAAUUGAUUCCUUUAAAGCUAUGAAGAAGUAUAAGGAUGUAGCUGAUGCUGCAAAAGCUGCUUUCGAAUCAGCAGCACAAGCAGCCGCUGCUGCAAGAGCUGCUCUGGAACUCUCACAAUCCAGUCCUCACGGUCCUGAUGAUGAUCAUAAUAGUCCAAGCCCCGGACCAAGAAAAUUCUUGGAUGAACAAGAUUCUGAUUUUGUGGAAGUUGUCCCUCGGCUGGAAGAUUCAGCUGAUGAGAUUUCAAAUGGGGAGUCCGUGUUAUUGGUUGCAGAAACCGAGGCUGAUUCACUUGUGAAGGAACUAGAAUUUGAUGAGAGUGAUGAUGAGGCUGAUAAUAAAGACAAGAGUAAUCAAACUUCUAAGCAGACACCAAGAGUAUCAAAUGAUGUUCCAGAAUCCAAGAUGCAUAGCAAACCUCAUUUGGAUUUGGAGAAGAGGCCGUUUUCAGUGAGAACUAGACAUGGUUACUGAGAAAGAAUGAGUGUAGGUGUAUGCAUAAUGAGACUUUUCUUAUGAGAUUUGAGUUAUGCAGAUAGUUUGGGAUAAGUGUGUUGAUUGGUUGAAUGAACCAGUUACUUUUAUUUCACAAGUUGAGCAAGGAAAAAUUGUCUGUUUGGAUUUUGUGUAUUUAAACUAUUGAUUUGAUAUAGUAGGAGGCAUUCUCAAGGCACGGACAUAGGAAACAGAGAAGUUCCAGUUGAUUCAUUAAAAAAAAAAAAGGUGUGUUGUAUUUGGCCACUAAUAUAUUUAAUUAUUUAUGAUUGCAAAAUUCUAUGAAUAGCAGAAGUAUCCAAUCACACUUCAUCGUAGACAACUACAUUAGAU
Messenger RNA from Arachis stenosperma, 1163 nucleotides. RefSeq lists its product as uncharacterized. The transcript has 3 exons. Lineage: Eukaryota; Viridiplantae; Streptophyta; Magnoliopsida; Fabales; Fabaceae. The record is from RefSeq and is a predicted model, not a curated record. Bases 231 to 809 code for a protein of 192 amino acids.